ACCCAGGCAUGUUCAAUAUUGCUCAGAUGAAGAACCGGCCCAUGGUCCACAUCGGUGGGUGACCCAUCAGGUUAAUUUUGGUGCUCCAAGAUUCCCUACCAGCCAAUCCAAGCAUUUCCUCCUGGAACCUCCACUGUGUGCUGGGUCUGGGAUCCAGAGUGAGUUUCUCCACCCAGAUGGCAACUUUGUGGAGAAUCCCCCAGACUUCUCUUGCUCAGCAGUGGCUGGGGUCUGGCUCCCCUCAAAGACACUAUUGCUCCCACAUAGACACUGACCCAAAGUGCCUUAGGUCAGGGUCCCGGGUUCCUGCUGCCCCUUCACAACCCUGCUCAACCUCAGACCAACUAACUCAUGUGGACUCAGAAGGACAGGCAGCUAUGGUAGAUGUGGGCCAGAAGCCAGACACAGACCGGGUAGCUGUGGCCUCAGCUGUGGUCUUUCUGGGGCCUGUGGCCUUCAAGCUUGUCCAGCAGAACCAGCUAAAGAAGGGAGAUGCACUGGUGGUGGCCCAGCUGGCUGGAAUCCAGGCGGCCAAGCUGACCAGCCAGCUGAUUCCUCUGUGUCACCAUGUGGCCCUGAACCACAUCCAGGUACAGCUGGAGCUGGACAGCACACGUCAUGCUGUGGUGAUACGGACAUCCUGCCUAGCUCGGGGCCCCACUGGGGUGGAGAUGGAGGCACUGACGUCAGCUGCUGUGGCUGCCCUCACUCUGUAUGACAUGUGUAAAGCCAUCAGUAGGGACAUCGUGGUGGGGGAGAUUAAGCUCAUCAGCAAGACUGGAGGACAGCGGGGGGACUUCCACCGGGCAUAGAGCUCCUGCCCUGGCUCACUCACCAGUUGGUCAGGUCUCCCAGCAAGAUGCAAUUUGGGCCAAGGGAAAGAUGUCAAGUUCCUUUAAUCUUGGUCACUAUUUACCUUCACCAGAAGGAACCCGAGGUCAUCCCACUCCUUUGCUGCAGGAUGUUUUAUAAUAACCCAUAAGGCUUCCCUUAUACUACAGGUCUUGAACCUUCCAGGACUCUGAGGUAAAUGGAGGAGUUGCAAAAAGCAAUACUAGAUACCCAGAAAAUCAUAUCAUGUUACUUAAGAACUGUUACAGACAACCAGCUUCAGGCAGCCCAGCCUACAAGUCUACUUCUCAUUUUGGGUUCUCUCUUCUCCCACUUCCCUGGGGAGAGAAUAAGGGCUCAUUAAGCUGAAGAGAACCCACUUUGGGGAGGGAAAAGCACAAGCUUGCAUAAAGAAUGUAUCACACCUUCUCUCCAGCAACUUUGCCUCCCAGUUUGUGAAGCCACAACCCUGCCCUGAUUAAGAAGCCACUCAUUACCCUCUGGCCUGCUCCUUAUGUUUAGCAGGCUUUUGGCAUAACAAUUGCACUGAUCUGCCAGAUCCCCUGCCUCCACCAGUCCCUCCCCUUAAACAGGACACAUGCUGGUGGCUCUAGCCCUAAGGAUUCCUGCUGACCACUUAUCUCACACCUGGUCCUGCUCACUGUCAGUCUACCUACACCUCUUUAGCACAUAUCAGGGAAAGAAGAGAACUGAAGACUGCCUUCACCUGUAAUAAAGUAUACAAAUAAAGUCACAACGCCAACUUUGGAGGUUCAAGAAUGAGGACUAUCUGUGGGGAGGGCACCAGGCUGCUACAAUUUCAUUCUCACCCCUCAAUCUCAUCCCAAGACCCACUCCCCAGGGGAAGAAGAGAGGGAGACCCUGGAAAAGCAACUGGUAGAUUCUGUAUAUACUUCCCUCCCUCUUGGAGCAUGUCGAAUGGAGUGGGAGGUAUAAAAAUGUACCCUAAGGUGAAUUUGUCUGGUGGGAGGUCCUUAGCACCUUGUGUCACCAGCUAUUGGAGAUUAGGUAAGUGAAACAGAAGUUCCUGGGUUCCAGUUCUAAACACUGGUUUGGCUGGGUUCUCUAGUGUGACUGAAUUUCUUUGGGUUGUUCCUUGUUUCCUCAGUGGUGUCCCUGGCCUGUCUAUGUUGAGGUGUGCUAGCAAAUGUCUAAUAACCAGCUCUCUGGAAAAUGGUGAUUUUGUGUUAUAAAUACUCCCAAUUCAAGCUAUUCCUUUAUCACCUGGCUUGCAAAAUUUCUGAAAAUUUAACA
Molecule: messenger RNA, 2106 nt
Organism: Castor canadensis (American beaver)
Lineage: Eukaryota; Metazoa; Chordata; Mammalia; Rodentia; Castoridae
Source: RefSeq, a predicted model, not a curated record